CUCUUUUUGUGCCAUAAUUAAAUGGCUCAAGCAAAAUUUGAAAAAUUGGGAACAAUAUAUACUCGAAUUAAAGGUCUAAUAAGAGGUGGUGCUUUAAGGUUUGAAGAUCGUCCAUUAUGGUACGAUAUAUAUGAAAAAUAUCCGCCAAUAAACACCCAAUCUGUUAAAAAUCAUAUACCAAAGCUAAUAUACCCUGAAGAUUAUAUAAGAGCUUAUUUUUAUGAUAAUAUUGGACAAAAUGGUAUUAUAAAUUUGUUAGACCCAAAAACAGAAACGAUAUGUCAAAAAUAUGUUGAAAAAUAUUGUGAGAUUUUACAGGAUUCAACUGAUGAUAAUUUACAGCUCUUUGAAAAGACCAAGAAUGCUUUAGAAACAAAAGGAAUAAUUAAAGACAACAAAUUUUUUAACAAAAAUAUCAAUUAAUUUUAAUAUUAUUUGUAGAAUAAUAAAAAUUUUUUAAAAAUCUAAAGAUAAUUUAAUAAAUUCAAUCAUUAAUUAAAGAUUUGUUUUGCACAAAAAGCUUUAUUUUAGUUAUCAAAGCUCUUAAACUAUUUAUGGUGAUUAAUAUUUAAUAAAUUACUUUUAUUUGUUUAAAGAUUGAUUUAAAAUAACUAUUAUAUGAAAUGGCUAUUAUUUAUUGUUACAGUAUUUUAUUAGAAGCACAGAGUUUUAUUACAAAAUUGUCAUUUAUUAAUUACCAGUAUA
Molecule: messenger RNA, 705 nt
Organism: Gordionus sp. m RMFG-2023
Lineage: Eukaryota; Metazoa; Nematomorpha; Gordioida; Chordodea; Parachordodidae
Product: small ribosomal subunit protein mS23-like
Exons: 4
Coding region: 22-423 (133 amino acids)
Biological process (GO): translation
Cellular component (GO): ribosome; mitochondrion
Molecular function (GO): structural constituent of ribosome
Source: RefSeq, a predicted model, not a curated record